Prunus armeniaca (apricot) is the source of this 729-nucleotide messenger RNA. NCBI's taxonomy places the organism in Eukaryota, Viridiplantae, Streptophyta, Magnoliopsida, Rosales, Rosaceae. The record is from the annotation of a GenBank genome assembly.
AUGAGCAUUGCUGAUUUAGUUGGGAGAGAGUUUGCAAAGUUUGAGGAAGCAGAAAGAUUUUACUGGAACUAUGCUCUUGCAAUUGGUUUUAGCAUAAGAAGAAGUCGUUUGAGACGUAGCGAGGGUGGGGUUGUGAUGGGAAGACAAUGGGUUUGCUCAAAAGAAGGGAGUAGAACAAAGAAAUGGACGAAUAGAGAUGAUAUGAUUCGUACACCAAGGAAAGAGACUAGAGAGAAUUCUCACGCUGCAUUUGCUGUGAAGUAUUGUUUGAAACGGGAUGCUUAUAUUGUGACUAAAUUUGUAAAGGAGCACAACCACCGACUUGCUAACUCACGUGAAGUGCCUUUUCUUCUUUCCCGUGCGGGUGGAUACAUGAAAGUGGGAUUCACUAGUAAGGAUUUAUAUAACAAGAUGGAUUUUGAGUGUCGACAAGUGGUAAUGGAUAGUGAUGCACAAGCAGCAAUAAGCUACAUGAAUGCCAAGGACAAAAAGCCUGUAUCUAUUGUCACGGACGAGGAAGAGGCAAUGCGCAUAGCGAUUGAUGAAGUUUUUCCCGAUGCACAUCAUCGUUUAUGUUCAUGGGACAUCAUAAGGAAUGUGAACUCCAAUGUGAAUAACCCAAAAAUUGUAAGGGAGUUUAGCUAUUGUGUGCAUAGUGGUUUGACACCAGUGGCGUUCGAACAACAUUGGCAGCAUAUGAUAGAUACAUAUGAUCUAAAAGACGAUUAG